AUUCUGCCCACGACGUCGAUCAGACUUCCCGUCUGCUCUGAGGGUGCCGCUGCAGGGUCCUGCUUGGUGCUGUCCUAAAGGUCUGACUGGCGACAAUGGCCUUCUCCAACACCAAUCGACCAUGGUGGCGUCACAAGCCGCCCCGGGGAUGCGGAGUCGUUACGGCUGCCAGGCCCGAGUCCCUCUGUCACGACACGCCACAGCACCGGGGGUGAACAGAUGGUAUCGUGCUGCAGCAUGCCCAUCCACACGGAUCAGCCCACUCGCUUCUUCGCCGAGUACCGACCCUGCACCGGCUGGAAAGUUCGGACUGGGAACCGGGUCCGCGUUCGGACGAGGAGCAGGGCGGCUACUCAGCCGCCGCUGUGCCAGCCUCUACACACACGCCAGCGGACAUGUGGCGCUGAAGGGCGAGUAGGUUGGCGAGACGGAGCGGUCCUUUCCUUGGUUUUACCCUGUCGAUGGGGUUGAAUCCUUCCGGCCGCUAAGAAGACAACGGUCGAGAUGACCACUCAGAUUUUCUCUAGACGUUUCUCCUUGCUGCGGUUUUGCCGCGCUCUGAUAACCCCGCUUCCUUCCAGAAUCACUCCCUUCUUGCAAUCUAGGGCGUGGUCUGCCUCUCGGCACUGGUCUGCCUUCCACGGGGUCUGGAAAGGACACGCAGGGUCUCGUCGCUGGCCGUUGGGCAGGCUGAGGUUGAUUGGAGUGUCCGGGACCUGAACAUCCGAAAUACAGAUCGAGUUAUGAUGAGCAAUAGGUUCUCUCGGAGC
Messenger RNA from Parathielavia appendiculata, 770 nucleotides. RefSeq lists its product as uncharacterized. The coding region runs from base 122 to 418 and encodes 98 amino acids. The record is from RefSeq and is a predicted model, not a curated record. NCBI's taxonomy places the organism in Eukaryota, Fungi, Ascomycota, Sordariomycetes, Sordariales, Chaetomiaceae. The transcript has a single exon.